Triplophysa rosa is the source of this 3761-nucleotide messenger RNA. RefSeq names its product rho/rac guanine nucleotide exchange factor (GEF) 18a (gene arhgef18a). The record is from RefSeq and is a predicted model, not a curated record. Gene Ontology annotation, cellular component: plasma membrane. Bases 71 to 2782 code for a protein of 903 amino acids. The transcript is spliced from 19 exons. NCBI's taxonomy places the organism in Eukaryota, Metazoa, Chordata, Actinopteri, Cypriniformes, Nemacheilidae. Gene Ontology annotation, molecular function: guanyl-nucleotide exchange factor activity. Gene Ontology annotation, biological process: regulation of Rho protein signal transduction.
GCUGGGUAGAGAUCUGUUUGGUUAUAGCAUUCUUCCAAAUAUCUUUCUCUGUGUUCAUCAGAACAAAGACAUGUAUACAUAUUUGGAACAACUCGAAGAACUAAAGAUGGAUGAAACGGAUGGUGUCCGUACCAAACCAGUGCUAGAGGACUCUAACUUCCUGCCCACAUAUACAGCCGAUGGCAUUAACAUUGACGAUGGACGCUAUAAUGCCCUGCGUGAAGAUCUGGAGGCAGAUGCACGAGAUUUUGAAGCUCCCACCUGGAGUUUGACUGUUGACCAGCAGUAUUUAACAACCUUUUCCAAAGAUGUUUCUAAAAGACAAGACGUAAUUCACGAACUAAUCCAGACCGAGAUAAAUCACGUGCGGACGUUAAAGCUGGUUUUGGGCGUGUACGUACGGGAGGUGCGCGAGACCCUGCAGCUGGAUGAGACUCGGCUGGAAAGACUCUUCCCACAGGUGGAAAACCUGCUACAGAUUCACCAGUUCUUCCUCAACCGCCUUAAACAACGACGCAUCCAAUCCAUGGAAGCAGGCAGCAGUCAGAAUUACUGCAUCCACAGAAUCGGAGACAUCCUCAUUGAACAGUUCUCAGGUGAAUUGAGAGAGCAGUUGCGAUACUGUUAUGGCGUAUUCUGCAGUCAUCACACUGAUGCAGUCAACUGUUAUAAAGAGCUCAUGCAAAACAGCAAGAAGUUCCAUAGUUAUAUCAGUAAAUUAAGGCAGCUGUCCAUCAUACGACGACUAGGAAUACCAGAGAGUAUUCUUCUUAUAACCCAACGCAUCACCAAGUAUCCUGUGCUUGUUGAACGUGUCAUUAAAUACACCGAAGUUGACUCCGAGGAGCACAGGGACCUGGUCCGCGGUCUGGAGCUCCUGAAAGAAACCAUAGCUCAAGUAAAUACACACGUGGAUGAGUUUGAGAAAGCAUUGAGACUGAGGGACCUGAGCAGUAGGCUGGAGCCCAAGUCCCUGGUGAAGAUGGCCCAGGGCCGAGUGUUUCGCAGAGAGGACAUGUUACAGAGCCACAGGAAGCUGCUUUACGAGGGAGUACUCACCUGGAGAUCAACAUCUAACAAAAGCAAAGACGUUCUUGUCCUGCUGUUAUCUGAUGUUUUGCUGCUGUUACUGGAGAAAGAUCAGCGACUUUCAUUUCCCUCUCUUGACAAGCAGCCUGCGGUCAUCUCGCUUCGGAAGCUCAUCGUCCGUGAGGCGGCUCACAACGAAAAGACUCUGUUACUGAUCACAGCCUCCUCCGACACUCCAGAGAUGUACGAGUUUCGCACUUCCUCUAGAGAGGUGCGCAAGGCUUGGGCAGACCAAAUCUGGAAAGCUGUGGAGUGCUGUCCAGAAGAAGAGGAGGAGGAACCAGAAGAACUCUCUGAGAGAAUCAGGGACUUUGCACAGGAUCUGUACAUGAGGGAUGCUGUUAUAGAGCACUGCCUCAAAGAGAAGCACCGGUUGUUUGUCAGCAUCGUGACGGGUUUUGAAGAGCACUCAUCAUCUGAGGGCCGUCUGCUGUGUGGUAAUGCAGUGGAGCCCCAGCAGGGGGAGCAACUCCUCUCUGGAGCCCUGAAGGAUGUGGGGCUUUUACAGCAGUUGCUGUUAGAACGUGAGAUGGACCGAUGUUCAUCCACUAGAGAGGGAGUGGAUCUGAUGCCACUGCCCAAGAGACCCGCUAGCUUUACAGGUUUUGAUGGUGAUGCCUACAUGCCACAAGAAAAUGGUGCUGGGAGUUUAGAGAAGAGAAUAAGAGACAGAAACCAGCGAGGUAACUCAGAUCCUCAGCUCAGAGAGCUUUAUCCUGGAGAGAGUCUGGAGCUGUCGGCGGAUGAGGAGAUGAAUCUACAGAGCAGGACAGUCAGUUUUCCUAAAGCAGAGCUUUAUGAAACUGUAACUAGUCUAUCACAGAAGCUUUGCAGCCUACAGUCUGUCGUGUCGCAGUUAGAAAGCCACAUCGAAGUGCAUCGCACCAUUAUCGAGGAGCUGAUGUCCCGGCCCCGGUGCAAUACUCUCCUGGAACAGGAAAAACAACGAAACUGGGAAAAGCAGCGGGAAGAGCUGGCCAACUUCCAGCGACUGCAGAGUCAGCACAGGCAGGAGCAGAUGCAUUGGGAACAGGAGCGAGAGAUGCAGAGGAUUCAGACAGAGAAUGGAGAGAAAGAGCUGAGAGAGAGAGAACUGGUGUGCAACAAGCAGGAGUUUCAGCUGGCGGAGGAGAGACAAGAGCUGGACACAUGCAGAGAGCAAUACCAGCAGGAUCUGGAGAGACUUCGAGACUCCAUGCGUGCUGUAGAGAAGGAGAAAGAAAAGCUGGAACAGAUGCAGAAGAAGUUCAAGAAGAAUGAGAAUGUGUCCAACACUGGAAACUUUACUCUGGAGAAUGAACAGAUCCAGAUACCUCCUCCAUACCCCAAACUGAAUGUAGUUUCUUCCGGUUUUGAGGAGAGGGCACCCCUGGUACCACCACGUAGAGAGAGCAUCACUACCCUGCCUGUCAAGACCGAACCAGUGCCCAUCCACCUCAUCAGCACCACCAACCAAACAUACAAAGGCAAUUCUGUCCAACAGCAGAUCCCCACAAAACUGGCCACACAGCCGAAAGGCAAAGACAAACACAGCAAGCACAGGAACUCUCACCAGCGCACCCACAGUGCAGCUGGCAUAGAGGUCUCUCAAGUCCUACCCAUCAAAGUUACUGGAAAAGAAGGAGGCAGUUUAAGAGCCACGGGAUGCAGCAGUCCCCAUCGGCUCCAUCCAGAUAUGUUUAUUCAUCCAUAGAAGUUGUCCAGCUCUGUGUCCUCUCAUUCAAACACGAGCAGGAAGCCUCACAACACAAACACAACACAGCCAGGACACCGUAAAGCCAAAGAUCAUGAAAAUACAGAUGACAUUUUAUUCUUCUAGUGUCUCUUGUGUUUCAGAUGGACAGUGAUCACUGUUUCACUAACAUGAUCUGAACAGUCAUGUUAUGAGAUACUGCUUAACAUACAUUUAACAUGUAAUGAAAUCAUUCAGAUUUUAAUCAUAGUUGUGAAAUGUUUUGUUUUAUUUGUGAUUUUAAUCAUUUUUAAUUGAAGAAAAAACUAAGUAUAGUUGAAAAAAAUGUGGAAGAACUGUUUUAAUCUCUGUUAACCCUUUACAGACAUAUUAGCAGAGUGUAAGGCGUGAAAUCAUUGCUGAAAGGACAGUCAGGAGUUAUUGUACAAUUAAAAUCUCUUCAGUGAUUCAUUACAGAACAUUUUGUGUCUUAUUAAAUGAUCAUUCAUGUAAAUAUCUGUUUUAUUGGCUAUUUAUUGUGAUUCACAUUCAGGGAUAUUUGUCUCCAGAAGCAUUACACCAGAAAGUCUUAAUGUUCUCAUUGACUCUUUGCUGGACUGUGAUGUUAUCAGGACAUUAAUAACAAUGUUUCAUAUUAAUACUGUACAAUUAUGUUGAAAUGUCAAUUUAUUCGUUUUAUCUCCAGUUUCCAGAUGAUUUUAAUGGAUAUUUUGCUCCUGUCAAUUGGAAAAUAAUGUUUAUGAAGAAAAUAUUUUGUUUAUGAAAAAGCCUUGUUUUCAUAUCUGGAAAUAAAGCUGAUACUAGUGAAAGUUAAGAAUGUAUUUUUAUGAAUUUUCUUAAUAUUUGUCACAAUUCUGUUAAAACAUGUUUUGAAUAUUUCAUCUGCAUCUGAUGCUGUCUUAAAAUGAACCUGUACAUAGUAAAUAUUUCAUUGCAGAUUUUGCUGUUUUGUUCUUGUGUGGAAGAAGUAAACCUGUAC